GGGCCCCAGCUGAGGUUCCGCCUGGCCGGUUACCCCCGCAAGCACAACGAGGGCCGCGUCGAGGUCUUCUACAACGACGAGUGGGGAACCAUCUGCGACGACGACUUCACGCUGGGCAACGCGCACGUGCUGUGCCGGCACCUGGGCUUCGUGGCUGCCACCGGCUGGGCACACAGCGCCAAGUACGGCAAAGGAGUCGGGCGGAUCUGGCUGGACAAUGUCAACUGUGCCGGAAGCGAGAAGAGCAUCGGGGACUGCAAACACCGGGGCUGGGGGAACAGCGACUGCAGCCACGAGGAAGAUGCAGGUGUUGUCUGCAAGGAUGAACGCAUUCCAGGCUUCAAGGACUCCAACGUCAUCGAGACCGAGCAGAGCCACGUGGAGGAGGUCCGGCUGCGGCCGGUGGUGUCCGGGGGGCGGCGGCAGCUGCCGGUGACAGAGGGCAUCGUGGAGGUGCGCUACAAGGACAGCUGGGCACAGAUCUGCGACCAGGGCUGGGACAGCCACAACAGCCGUGUCAUCUGUGGCAUGAUGGGCUUCCCGGCAGAGAAGAAAGUCAACAGGAACUUCUACAAGCUCUUCACAGAGCGGCAGCAGCUCAACUACCGCCUGCACUCGGUGUCCUGCACGGGGACAGAGGUGCACCUGUCCAUGUGCUCCUUCGAGUUCUACCGGGGGAACUCCUCAGCAGCCUGCAGGGCCGGCAUGCCCGCUGUGGUCAGCUGCGUGCCCGGGCCCCUCUUCGCCACUGGCAAUGCCCACAAGAAGAAGCAGCGCCAGCAGCAGCAGCAGCAGGGCCAGCCCCGGAUCCGGCUGAAGGGCGGUGCGAGGAUCGGUGAGGGCCGUGUUGAGGUGCUCAAGAGCAGCGAGUGGGGCACGAUCUGCGACGACCGCUGGAACCUGCAGUCGGCCAGCGUCGUGUGCCGCGAGCUGGGCUUCGGCAGCGCCAAGGAGGCUCUCACCGGGGCACGCAUGGGGCAAGGGACGGGCCCCAUCCACCUGAACGAGGUGCAGUGCCGGGGCACCGAGAAGUCCCUGUGGAACUGCCCCUUCAGGAACAUCACACAGGAGGACUGCAAGCACACGGAGGACGCGGCUGUUCGCUGCAACAUCCCCUACAUGGGCUACGAGAACCUGAUCCGCCUGGCCGGCGGGAGGACGGAGUUUGAGGGCCGCGUGGAGGUGAAACGAGGCAGUAAGUGGGGCACGGUCUGCAGCGAUGGCUGGACCACCAAGGAGGCCAUGGUGGCCUGUCGUCAGCUCGGCCUGGGCUACUCCCUGCACGCGGUGACGGUAGGUGCCAGCGGGGAGGGCCCCGGUGACGCCCUGGCGAGCGCAGGCACCGGCCGGCACUUCCCAAAUGACCGUGGGGCUGCAUGGGGACAGAUGGGGACAGAGGGAUGUGGCUGCUCCAUGUCACAGGACAGGACCCAUGUGGGCAGCUAGGGGCAG
Cyanistes caeruleus (blue tit) is the source of this 1452-nucleotide messenger RNA. Lineage: Eukaryota; Metazoa; Chordata; Aves; Passeriformes; Paridae. The record is from RefSeq and is a predicted model, not a curated record.